Molecule: messenger RNA, 1743 nt
Organism: Alternaria rosae
Lineage: Eukaryota; Fungi; Ascomycota; Dothideomycetes; Pleosporales; Pleosporaceae
Product: glycoside hydrolase superfamily
Exons: 3
Coding region: 1-1743 (580 amino acids)
Biological process (GO): glucan catabolic process
Cellular component (GO): cell surface; extracellular region
Molecular function (GO): beta-glucosidase activity
Source: RefSeq, a predicted model, not a curated record
AUGAGAAUCUCCCACGCAAGUGCAGCAGUGCUGCUAAACAGCGCAUUUGCUUUCGCGCAAUCGACAAAUGGCACUGGCGUAAAAUGUCCUUCGGAUUCCAAGUUCGCAUCGAUUUCAGCGGGCACUUUCUUCGCAAAACUGGACCCGGGCUGGAAUGUUGGCAAUACGCUCGAUGCCGUGGAGACCGAAGGUAGCUGGAACAACCCGCCAGUCGUCGGAAGCACAUUUGAUGAUGCGAAAAGAGCUGGCUUCAAGAGCAUUCGAAUCCCCAUCACCUGGGCGUACCACUUCACCUCUCAAGCGCCAGACUGGAUCGUCGAUCCCGUGUGGUUGCAACGUGUAUCAGAUGUCGUGGACAUGGUCACAGACCGCGGAUUGUACGCCAUUGUCAACGUUCACCACGAUUCUUGGACUUGGGCCGAUCUUACAGUAGCGAACACGAAUGUCACGGCUGUUGAAGAGAGGCUUGGGAAACUUUGGGAGCAGAUUGGCAAGAAGCUCGCUUGCAAGAGCGAGAAGGUUGCUUUCGAGACGAUCAAUGAGAUUCCAGGAACUACCGCUGAGCACGGCGCUGAGGUCAACAGGCUAAACGACAUCUUCCUCAAGGCUAUCAAUGAUGCUGGGGGUCACAACCCGAAGCGUGUUGUCACGCUCGUUGGCGCAGGCGAAGAUGGAGCGAAGACGGCGCAGUGGUUUAAGAAGCCUGAUCCGAAGUUCAAGAACCCCUGGGGCAUUCAGUAUCACUACUACUCUCCUUCUAAUCACGCCACAGACGACUAUGUUUUCCAAGCCUGGGGCAAAACCACGUGGGGCUCCGACGCCGAUAAAGCUGCCCUCGAAGCCGACCUCGCCGCCGUCCGCGGAAACUUCACCGAUAUCCCACUCGUAAUAGGCGAAUGGGCUGUAUCACCCGUCGCUACCGAGACAGCAGCGCGCUGGCGAUACUUUGAUUUCUUCCUCCGCACAGCAGCAAAAUACAACACUUCGACCAUUCUCUGGGACAACGGAGCCGACUUCCUUGAUCGCGCGACGCAUGUCUGGCGCGACGAGGUAGCCCUGGAUAUCUACCGCAACGCAGUGAAGGGCAUCCCGAACGCGCUUCCGGAGAGUACUACAGACGGCUCUACAACACAGUCUAGCUCCGCAUAUAUCUACCACCGCAAAAACGAAACCGUAGGAGACGCUACACUAGGCUUCAUGUUCAACGGAAACACACUCAGUAAGAUUAGCAAAGGAAGCAGACAACUAGCCAAAGGCAAAGAUUACACCGUCUCAGGCGAGAAGAUUACCUUCGCAGCUGCAUACCUCAAGUCGAUCAUCACACCUACCUCUCCCACCGGCAGCCUAGCAAACCUGACUUUGACCUUUAACCGCGGUGCUGCUCUCCAAGUCAAUGUCCUUCAGUACACCACACCAACCCUGUCAAGUACCUCCGGUACUUUGCCGGCAGCCGGUCAGGACCUUAUCAUCCCGGUUACAUGGUCUGGCCAGAAUAGGCCUGCGGCCGUCAAGGCUACCAAAGCCGAUGGAACGUAUCUGGUGGACGACUGGACUCAGUACCUUCCUGCGCUACAGCAGGGACGUACGACGUAUGGUAACCAGUGGGACUGGACUGCGCAAGGUGUAGUUAUCAAGGCAGCGGCGCUGGAUGCCGUUAGGGCGGCGGGUCUGGCUACGACGUUCAUGAUUGAGUUUUAUCCCAGGGAGCCGGGGAAUGCGGUGGAGUACACUGUGAACGUUUAA